AUUUUUAAAAAGAUGUUACGAGGGGUGGCUGAAAAGUUCUGAGCCUAAGGCACUUGCAUUCGUGCUAAUUACUCAUCCGGCGGGUCACUAGUUGAGCGACAUCUACCCACUAUAUAAGAAAAGUUUCAUGUCAUUAGCUUCAUUAAGCUUUGAGUAAUUGAACCGUGAACAUCAACAUGUCUGAGUCAUCGCUGCAGUUAACGAAAUUGGAACAUCGCGCCGUCAUAAAAUUCCUCGUAAAAAAGGGGAAAACAGCAAAAGAAAUUUUUGAAGAAAUGUCUAGUGUAUACGGAGAAUCUGGACCGUCGUCAGCCACGGUUAAACGAUGGACACGCCUAUUCCAACAAGACCGAGAGACUCUGGAAGACGACCCCCGCUCGGGCCGGCCGAACACCGCAGUCACUGAUGAAAACAUCGAAAAAGUAAAAAAAAUUGUACUGGACGAUCGGCGAGUAAAAUUGUGGCAGAUAGCAGAAGAGCUGAGCAUCAGUAAGGAACGAGUUGGAGACAUUAUGCAUAAUCAUUUGCAUAUGAAUAAAGUCAGUGCGCGUUGGGUGCCUAAAAUGCUCACGCCACUGGACAAGCAGCGACGAGUUGAAACUUCCGAAGAAUUUAUAGACCUGUGCAAGGACAAUUUGGAAGAAAUUUGCACUCGUAUUGUCACCGUUGAUGAAACGUGGAUCCGACAAUACGACCCGGAGUCGAAACAAGAGUCAAUGCAAUGGAUAGAGAAGGGGGAAAAGCCGCCGAAGAAGUUCAAGGUGGAAAAAUCGGCUUCCAAACUCAUGGCCACCAUUUUUUGGGAUUGCGAAGGAGUUUUACUCAUAGAUUACCUCCAAAAAAAAACUACGAUGAAUGCAGAGUAUUAUGCAGGGCUUUUGAAAAAAGUUCGCGAAGCCAUUGUUGAAAAAAGAAGAGGCAAAAUCAGCAAAGGAAUUUUGUUUCUGCAAGACAAUGCGCCGGUUCACACAGCGCGCAUUGCGAGGCAAGCCUUGCGAGAAACUGGAUUCGAUGAAGUGAACCACCCUCCCUAUAGUCCAGAUCUGGCCCCUAGCGACUAUUUUCUAUUUAAAAAUUUGAAAAAGGACCUUCGGGGACGAAGAUUUGGAGAUGAUGAAGAGAUGAAGGCGGCCGUAAAUGAACAUUUUCAAGCUAAAGACGCGGCUUAUUUUUUUUCAGGGAUACAAGCCCUCUAUAAAAGAUGUCAAAAGUGCAUUGAAGUCCAUGGGGACUAUAUUGAAAAAUAAAUUUUAUUUAGAUUUUUA
Molecule: messenger RNA, 1265 nt
Organism: Maniola jurtina (meadow brown)
Lineage: Eukaryota; Metazoa; Arthropoda; Insecta; Lepidoptera; Nymphalidae
Product: histone-lysine N-methyltransferase SETMAR-like
Exons: 3
Coding region: 177-1247 (356 amino acids)
Molecular function (GO): nucleic acid binding
Source: RefSeq, a predicted model, not a curated record